UGCACACGCUCAUUGAGGGAACGAUUAUUUGUUUCCCGAAGCUAUUCUGACGAAGUUUAGACAGUUUGAAUAACCUAUUUGCUCCAUUUCCGGUGUAAAUUCCACCGGAAGCGCUCAGGUGCGACACAGGGGAUACGUAUGUUUCAAGUUGGUCCACGUUGGUUUUAAGUAAAAUGUUCGAGGUUUUACGUAUCUGUGGAUAGCACCGGCUUCUUCUGUCGCCUACCUGACGGGCAAAGUGAAAGUUAAUUGUGCCAUCGAAAGAAACUGCACCUGGAUUGUCUGGGGCACACGAUGGCUCUUUGGCGUUUCCUGAUCUGUUUUCUGUCGCUUCUCUGCGGUCUGGUUGGUGGACAAACUACAAAAUAUGGACUGCUGGGGCAGACAGCCAUCUUCAAUACAGGCAUCAAAACACAACCCGAUGAUAUUCUGUGGAAGCAUAAUGGAAACAAAGCAGUGGAGUUUAACGGCCAAGAACAGCAAUCCUUUGGGUCAUUUGAAGGCCGAGUCAGUCUCAACUGGCAUUCUGCAGAUCUGACCAUAAACAACCUCCGAUAUGAAGAUAGUGGAGAUUAUGAGCUGGAAACAUUCACUAACAAUAAAAUGGAUCGCACAUUUUAUAAACUGGAAGUUAUUGACAAAGUGUUCACGCCUGCCAUAUCCUGUAAGAUAAACAACGCAAAAACCGCUGAUCAGUCUGGAGACAAGGCCACUCUGACAUGCUCCUCACCAUCCCGUGAUCCUCAGUCCUUGCUGACGUUUCAGUGGAGCUCAGACGCAAACAUACAUCCUGGUGCAGAGUUAAAUAUAUCACUUAGGGGUGAAGAUGACGAUCAGAUCUACAGGUGCGCUGUUAGCAACCGACUCUCUCAAGAGUCUGCAACGUUUAGUGCUAAGGACUGCUACUCUGAUAAAAAAAGUCAAGCCGGACUGAUUGCUGGGGUUGUCGUUGCCGUUCUAGUACUACUACUACUUAUUGCCCUGGUGGGCUUUUGCAUUGUAAAAAGGAACAAUCCGAAGAAGACAGAUGUGGAAAAUCACUUACCUCAUGACGAAAAUGAGGUACUUCUAGAAGGAGAACCUGCAUUUUUUAAUAACCAGGCUCCUGGCCAGUUAGACCCAGAGCAACGGGGAAGAAAAAUGCACCUUAGAGAAAAUGAUGAAUUCCAGGCUUUAAUGAAUGAGCGUAGAAAAAACAGUGAGCAAAAUGUACACCAAGUGAAAUCUUCUGACAAUGAGAAAAGGAAGGCUCUUCUGCACAGAGACUCUACAAUGCCCUCUAAACAGACUCUUAGCCAUUUACGUCAAAGCGGUGAUGAACCUUAUCCAAACCACGAAGAGAAAAGCAAAAACGAACACAGUGAAAUUUCCUUUUCUUCCCCUGUGCCGGAGAAGCCUCCUCGUACUUUUUCCGAACGUCAUGCAAAAGAAAACGGGAAAUCUUCAGAAGGUGAGCCCAAAGAUGCUGUGGAGGAUGAGCCUUCAGGUUCUGAUUGGAGAGAAGAAAAUGCUGAGUCAUCAGUUGGACAUGAUGACAAAAAACAAGAACCUGCAGAAAACCUGAACAACAAAGAGGACGAUCCUGCAGACUCUGAGGAGACCAACGAGACUUCAACCAAUUCACCUGAUGAAUAUAGUCCAGAGAAACCCAUAAAUCGGUUUCAAAGAGCCCCGUCUGGUCCUCCAGUUGCUCCAAAACCAAAAAUCCAGCCAAAACUCCCCACAGAGCAAAAACUGGGUGACGAGAACAUGCCAGCAAAUGUUAACAAAGAGCAAAGUUUAGAGAAUGAUCCUCCUGACUCUGGGAUAGAAACGGAGGAAUCUGCUGCUGCGUCAGAUAAUCAGAAUGACAAAAAACAAGAACCUGCAGAAAACCUGAACAACAAAGAGGACGAUCCUGCAGACUCUGAGGAGACCAACGAGACUUCAACCAAUUCACCAGAUGAACAUAGUCCAGAGAAACCCAUAAAUCGGUUUCAAAGAGCCCCGUCUGGUCCUCGAGUUGCUCCAAAACCAAAAAUCCUGCCAAAACUCCCCACAGAGCAAAAACUGGGUGACGAGAACAUGCUAGCAAAUGUUAACAAAGAGCAAAGUUUAGAGAAUGAUCCUCCUGGCUCUGGGAUAGAAACGGAGGAAUCUGCUGCUGCGUCAGAUAAUCAGAAUGACAAAAAAGAAGAACCUGCAGAAAACCUGAACAACAAAGAGGACGAUCCUGCAGACUCUGAGGAGACCAACGAGACUUCACCCAAUGAGCCAAAUGAACAUAGUUUAGAGAGCUCUACAAAUAAGGGUAAUGAUCCUCCAGACACUGAGAUAGCACCUGAGGAAUCUGCUGCUGCUACUUCUGAUAAUCAGAAUGACAAAAAACAAGAAUCUGCAGAAAACCUGAACAACAAAGAGGACGAUCCUGCAGACUCUGAGGAGACCAACGAGACUUCACCCAAUGAGCCAAAUGAACAUAGUUUAGAAAGCUCUUCAAAUGAGGGUAAUGAUCCUCCAGACUCUGAGAUGACACCUGAGGAAUCUGCUGCUGCUACUUCUGAUAAUCAGGAUUCGCAAAACAAGAAAGUGGAGAAUGAGUCUGCAAAAGCAACCUCUGAUGAUGAUGUGCAGCCACCGCCUGCGGCCAAUUCCCCCUUGAGCCAAAAGUCUCCAUAGAUUUUCACACAAACAAGGCAUCAGCUCAGAUGAGCCUACAGAAAAAGGUACUGGAGAAUCUGCCUCAUUAUCCUCAGAAGAACCAGAAAUAAAACAGAGCCAAAUUCACCCGUCACCACUUUGGAAAGGGCUGGUUCAGAAUCGGCUGAAGACGAGCACAAGCCCCAUGCAACCACAACUGAAUCAGAAGUGGAGACCCCAUGAAAAACGGACAAACACCAUCCAGACAAUAACAGCGGAUUACACCUCCCACCCACGAAUGGUCUCAAGGCCAACAAAAUCAACACUAGACGGUAAUGCUUUCACUAGACGGUAAGACUUUCCAGAGCUUAUGAAGCAGAUGCAGUCGAAGUGGAAGAAGAAAAGAACAAGGCCAGGCAGAGCAGUAUAAUCUUCUGACGACCAGGAUUAACCAAAGAGCCAAAAAUAUAAAACGAGAGCUUUAAUGAGGAUAAAGAUGGGCAAACUGUUGAAUAGGCCCCCAUUGUUUGCAGCCUCUCAAACAACAUGGCAACGGAGACUGAUUCUAUGAAAAGGAGCAAAAGCCAAAAAAA
Molecule: messenger RNA, 3212 nt
Organism: Fundulus heteroclitus (mummichog)
Lineage: Eukaryota; Metazoa; Chordata; Actinopteri; Cyprinodontiformes; Fundulidae
Product: sporozoite surface protein 2
Exons: 20
Coding region: 295-2658 (787 amino acids)
Source: RefSeq, a predicted model, not a curated record